AUGAUGGCUGCCGCCGGUAGAGAAUCCCACCGGUCAACCUCAGCAGAGAGAACACUCCUGUCGCCCCCGGGACGAGAGUCCGAGGAAGGUGCGGAGAGAUCAAGAGCAGCAGACGACGAGUCUAUCUUCGGUGGCGACCCCGCCGGCUUUGGCGCUGGGUGCGAAGCUGGUGUUGGCAACGUUGAGGCUCUAUACUCUGACCAACAGACGGCCCCACGGGCCAAGAAACCCGCCAAGCGAGGACGCCGCAAGAACAAGUCGUCGCCCGGAGGACCUUCGGAGGUGGCCGCCGCCAUUGACACUACUGGGGGCGAUGUGCCUGCCGCUACAUCGGCCGCAGCAAGCGAGGGAGAACAGGGCGGAGAGGUUUUGGAUGCCCCCCCCGCCGGAUUUCCAGCUCCUGUGGCAAGGGAAGAUGGUGGACUGGAUGGAGAUGGAAUGGAGUCGGCCCGGACGACAUCCGCCGACAAACCUGCGACGAGAGAAAGGUCGCAGCAAAUGUAUGAGAAACACCGGCAGACGCAGGAAAAGCUGAGGGCCAAGAGGGACGAGACCGCUACCUCUGGCUGCACCUUCGCACCACAGCUGUCGUCCAAGCAGAAAGGCAGAAAGUCCGAGGAAGCCGUUACAUCAGACCACCUCUACAAGGACUUCAACAAGCAGCUGGAGAAGAGGGAGCGAUUGGCCCAAGAGGAAAGCAAGAAGUUGUCCUUCCGCCCGGUGCUGCCCACUGCCAGCAGCCGCCUGGCAGCCAAGAUGUCGGCGACUACCCCGGUGGAAGGGCACAAGCGGGCGGAAGACAAGUCCAAGGCCACCGCCGAGGCCAUGUACAAGGAGUGCACCUUCUCCCCCGACACGGUGGUCACCAAGGCCCUGACGAAGAAGAUUCUGGCUGCCAAGGGGAAGCAGGCCCCGGUAGCGGACCGGCUGUACGCAACUCCGGAGACACAGGCGGCGCUGGCGAAGAGUCGCGAGGAGGCCAGGGCCGCCAAGGAGCUAGCGGCCUGCACUUUCCGUCCGGACACCUCAGGCUCCUCCAAGCGGUCUUCAGCGGGAAGCGGGCGAAGGGACUCCGCGGGGAACACGAACACGCACGACAGGCUCUUCGGGCUCCACGGGGAGAUGCUCAUGACCAAGCAGGCCAAGCGGGAGGAACUGGCGACCAAGGAGAGGAUGACGUGCACCUUCUCCCCCGCCCUCGUAGCCAAACACGUACCCAAAGGCGGGAAGAAGCUACUCUGCGUCGACACCGAGAAUGAGCCCGUGUACGAGCGGCUCUACAGCGCGAGGGGCCGGGCUCAGGCCCGCGAGGCCUUCGUGGACCCGGAGUGCACGUUUCAGCCACACUUCAAGAGCAAGUCCGUGUCGUCGUCGCCCCGGCGCCGUGACAACCCGGAGGAAUCUUGGGCGGACGCGAUGUACAAGCUUGGGAAGGAGAGGCAGACGGCUAGGUCGCAGUCUCCGAGGAACUACACCGCGACAUUUCGAGACCAGGAUGAGGCUAAGGAGAUGCAGCUGUGCACCUUUCAGCCUGACGUCUCGUCCACACAGAACAGUCGCUUCAAGGCGGGGUCCCGGGGCGGUGCGUUAUUCGACACUCUCUACGCCAAGCACGUCGACAAGACCAACGCCAGGGAACGAGUUCGCGAGGAGGACAUGAAGGCGUGCACCUUCUCCCCUCAGCUGGCCUCUCACAAGACGCGCAUGGGGCGGAGCCUUAGCCCGCAGAGGCAGGGGCCGGUGUACGAGGAGCUCUACAAGGAGGCCAGCGCGCAGCGGUUCUCGAGGACUCUGAGCGCGGAGCACCUCCAGUCGCAGCAGUGCCCCUUCAAGCCCCAGCUGGCUACGCGCCGUCGCUCCCCGCAGGCUACUUCGUCCACCAAGGCGCCCCCCGCCGCCACCGCCGGCGGAGGACAAGGCGAGGCCGGCGCCCAGUCCCCCCUGGACACUUCAUCGGACGAUGCCGCAGCAGCAGUGGCCGAGGGCACGAGCGACGUCGACGUGGCUCUUCCCUCGGUGCCGGGGUCGCUGCCGUCGGUGCAGCAGUCCAUGGGGCCCCCGGCGCAGGGAAGCGAGACGCACGCGACGGGGGGGGAUGGGGCGACGGCGUCCCCUCCCCUGCCCCCCCCGGUCGGGGACGAGGAGGAAGACGAGCAGGAGGGGGGGGGAGAGGGAGAGGGGCAGGAGGUGUACGACUACUGA
Ectocarpus siliculosus is the source of this 2202-nucleotide messenger RNA. The record is from the annotation of a GenBank genome assembly. Lineage: Eukaryota; Phaeophyceae; Ectocarpales; Ectocarpaceae.